Molecule: messenger RNA, 691 nt
Organism: Coffea eugenioides
Lineage: Eukaryota; Viridiplantae; Streptophyta; Magnoliopsida; Gentianales; Rubiaceae
Product: mitochondrial zinc maintenance protein 1, mitochondrial
Exons: 2
Coding region: 101-421 (106 amino acids)
Biological process (GO): mitochondrial respiratory chain complex III assembly
Source: RefSeq, a predicted model, not a curated record
AUAUAAGAACAAAUGCCUGGGCAAUAUAUAGUUGUAGGCUUGUAGCAAAAGCGCAUAUUAACGGAGUCCUUUCCAGUUUCAAGAUAGAUAGGGAGGGAGGAUGGGGAGAGCAGCAGAAGCACUGAGGGCUUACAGAUCGGUUCUGAGGGCCACUAGGAAAUCAUUCGCCGGGGACACCCUCAUGCUGCGGGAAUCGGCGGCGGAGGCUAGAAAGAAAUUCGAGGAAAACCGUCACGUGACCUCCGAGGCUGAGGUCCGGAGGCUGUUGGAGGAGGCGCGGGAGGCUUCACAAUUUAUCUCCACCAUGAUCGUCCAGGCCAAGCUCAAUGAACGCGGCGGUUACGAAGUGAAGCUGGAUAAGCAGCAUGCCGAUGCAACACUUGAAUUGCCUUCUGAAGAACUUCUUAAGAAGUCUCGUUGAACCUAAAUCUGAAGAUUGUAGUCUGCCGAAUGGAUGGAUUUUUUUUCACGUUAUUACUCGAGGAUCAGGGUCUGCAUUUAUUUGAGUUCUCUCCCAUCAUUUGCCGCACAUUUUAUGAAAGCCUGUGCUGUUUCAUUUUCAUGUAACUGUUGUUAUCGAUGUACUAACGUGAGGAUAUCAAAGCCCACCAAAGAGCUGAGAAUCACACAUUAAUUCGGGUAUGCAGCUGCAUCCUUCCAUUUAAAGACCAUCUCCAACUAAUUUGCUUCA